Molecule: messenger RNA, 2892 nt
Organism: Chelonia mydas (Green sea turtle)
Lineage: Eukaryota; Metazoa; Chordata; Testudines; Cheloniidae
Product: cytochrome P450 2G1
Exons: 9
Coding region: 447-2054 (535 amino acids)
Biological process (GO): xenobiotic metabolic process
Cellular component (GO): intracellular membrane-bounded organelle; cytoplasm
Molecular function (GO): oxidoreductase activity, acting on paired donors, with incorporation or reduction of molecular oxygen, reduced flavin or flavoprotein as one donor, and incorporation of one atom of oxygen; iron ion binding; heme binding
Source: RefSeq, a predicted model, not a curated record
UGAGGCACAGAGAGGCAGGUGUUUGCCCAAGGUCUCACAGGGACUCUGUGGCAGAGAAGAAUUGAAGCGAGAUCCCCCGAGUCUCAGCUCGGGGCUUUUACCACAAGGCCUUCCUCUCAGCCCCCUUACAGGCGGCCUGGGCGACCCAAAGCCAUAUCCUGGCUGGAUUGCCCAGUGCCUGAGUGCUCGAAGCACCCGCCGUCGCUUUGGUCUGAUCCAAACCUGCUCUCGGCUGCGCCCAUGUUUAAACAACGCCGGCAGCCCCAGAUAAGAACCGUAUCCACCCAGCACAGGUUACAACCCCCCCGGGGGAAUACAGCCCAGCCGGCCUGAAGCCAGCCAGCGUAAAGCCCGGGAUCCCCGUAGAGCCUUCGGCCAGAGCGGGAUUGUUUUGUCGGAGUUCCCGCAGACCCGCUGACGUCCGAGAGACGCCUCCCCAGGACCCGAUGGGGUGCGGAGAUGCCACGACUCUUCUGCUGCUGGUCUGUAUUUCAGGCCUGAUCUACCUUCUCGUGCGCAGGCCGAGCUCCCGAAGAGGCCACUUGCCCCCCGGCCCCGCUCCCCUGCCUUUCCUGGGCAACGCGCUGCAGCUGAAAGCUGAGGGGAUGGUGAAUUCGCUCAGGGAGCUCAGGGACAAGUACGGCCCGGUCUUCACGGUUCAUCUGGGCCCCCGGCGGGUUGUGGUCCUGUGGGGGUACGAGGCUGUGAAGGAGGCCCUGGAGGACCAAGCCAACGAGUUCAGCGGGAGAGGGAAGCUUGCGGCCUUCGAAGAGAUUGUCCAGGGGUUUGGGCUGCUCUUCUCCAACGGGGAGCGGUGGCGGCAGCUGCGCCAGUUCUCCCUCGCCACGCUGCAGGACUUCGGCACGGGGAAGCGGAGCGUCGAGGAGCGGAUCCAGGAGGAGGCCCAGCGCCUGGUGGAGGAGUUCAGGAAAACCAAGGGUUUGCCCUUCGACCCCACGUUCCUCCUAAGCCGCUCGGCCUCCAGCGUCAUCUGCUCCAUCGUCUUCGGCCAGCACUUUGAUUACGCGGACGAGAGCUUCCUCGACUUGCUGGCCAAGACCAACCAGGUCUUUGUGCGGCUGAGCUCCACCUGGGGACAGCUCUACGAGAUGUUUUCCUGGUUCAUGCACUUCCUUCCGGGAGCCCACAAACAGAUCUUCCGAGACCUGGAGGACAUCAACAGCUUCAUCCUGGAGAGGAUCAAAGCGAACCAGGCGUCUCUGGACCGUGAUAACCCGCGGAAUUUCAUCGACUGCUUCCUCCUCCAGAUGGAAAAGGAAAUUCUCAACCCCGCCACGGAAUUCCACCUCCGAAACUUGGUCAUGACGGCGUUCAACCUGUUCUUCGUUGGGACCGAGACCGUCAGCUCCACCCUGCGCUACGGACUCCUGAUCCUGCUGAAACACCCGGAGGUAGAAGAGAAGAUGACCCAGGAGAUCGACCGGGUGGUAGGGCGCAGCCGCGUGCCGGCCGUGGCGGACCGGAGCCGGAUGCCCUACACCGAUGCCGUGAUCCAUGAGAUUCAGAGGUUCAGCGAUGUUAUUCCCAUGAACCUCCCACACGCCCUGACCCGGGACACCCACUUCAGGGGAUACGCCAUUCCCAAGGGCACGGAGGUGUUCCCGGUGCUGAGCUCUGUGCUGCGGGACCCCAGCCGCUUCAGGGACCCCGAGAGAUUUGACCCCGGGCGCUUCCUGGACGAGCAGGGUCACUUCAAGGCGAACGAGGCCUUCAUGCCAUUCUCCACAGGGAAGCGGAUCUGCCUGGGCCAGGAGCUGGCCAGGAUGGAGCUGUUCAUCUUCCUGACGGCCAUCCUGCAGAACUUCACCCUCAAGUCCCCCGUGCCCCCCCGGGACAUCGAGCUCACGCCGCCAGCCAGCGGCUUUGCCCAUGUACCUCCCUGCUACCAGCUCUGUGCGGUGCCACGCAGCGGAGGGAGCCAGGCGAAGGAGGAGCGGCCCAAAGAUCGUCCGCAGGGGACAGCGGGGGCUCCGCCGAAUCACACACCCCCAGCAGCCAGCCCAAAUGCAGGGCCUGGGGCGCUAUUCCCGUGAGGAGGAGCAACGGAAGAGAGGAAUCCGGUGUUUCUUCGAUGCUCUGUUUAUUUGCAAAUGUAUCAAGCCCCGUCUCCCCGACCAUAGAAGGAAUCAAAUAACAGGAGGGGGUUUCUUUGCUCAGAGCUCCACUCCUCUUUGCAGACAGCUCUCGGCCCCAAAAACUCUCCCUUUUUCUCCAGGCCACACUCCUAGGGCUUCCCCUGGCUGUCUCCUUGCCUUUUUGCUCCUGCUCUGUGCCUAUUUCUUGCUGCUUCGCUCUCACACAGAGCCACAGAUGGAUAGGGGUGUGCCUGUGGGGACAGAGAGGUGCAUGGUCUAGUUAUUAUGUCGUCCUGCCUUGAGGGCAGGGGACUGGACUAGAUGGCCUCUCGGGGUCCCUUCCAAUCCUACACUUCUAUGAUUCGAUGCAUAUGUUCACGUGGAGAUGAACAGAGUCAUAGAAAUGUGGGGCCGGAAGGCACCUCGAGAGGUCACUGAGUCCAGCCCCCUGCGCUGAGGUAGAACCAAUCAGCCCGAGACCAGCCCUGACAGGGGUCUGCCCAAACUAUUCUUAAAACCCUCCAGGGACAGGGAUCCCACAGCCUCCCUCGGACGCCUGUCCCGGAGUGUCACUCCCCCGAGAGUUCGAAAGUUUGUCCUCGUAUCGAACCGAAAUCUCCCUCGCUGCAGAUGAAGCCCCUGACUGCCCCGCUCCGUGCCUCAGUUUCCCCACCUGUAAAAUGAGGCUAAUCAUUCUGAACUGCUUUGAAAUCUACUGCUGGAAAGUGCUGGAGAAGAGCUUGGCAUUACUGUUUCAUCCUCUGCUGUGAAAUCAAUUAAAAAAACCAUUCUGAAA